This is a messenger RNA of Sycon ciliatum, 1255 nucleotides long. RefSeq lists its product as uncharacterized. NCBI's taxonomy places the organism in Eukaryota, Metazoa, Porifera, Calcarea, Leucosolenida, Sycettidae. The record is from RefSeq and is a predicted model, not a curated record. The transcript has 2 exons. Gene Ontology annotation, molecular function: nucleic acid binding. The coding region runs from base 48 to 1028 and encodes 326 amino acids.
GUGACGAUGAUAGCGAUGUGAUCAACCUGCUGCUAAUCUACGACGAGAUGGUGAAUCACUUCUGCUGGAUCAAGAACUUCAACGGCCUGUGCUUUCACUUGAGCAAGUGCGGAUCUCGGACUCACUUCUGCAUGAGAUGCUUUACAGGACACCGCACCCCCGAAACGCCGAGGAAUCAUCAGCGUUACUGCACGAAUGUCAAGCCUGCCGCAGUGAAACUACCGGAACCGGGAGAGACGCUGAUAUUCAAGGAUGUUCAGAGUAGGAUGAAGAUGCCGUACGUAAUCUAUGCCGAUAGGGAGAGCCUUAUCGUACCGAGCUCGGAGCAGCAUGGAAAGCAUACGGUUCGCAAUGCAGAACACGUCCCCUGCGGUGUUGCCUACGAGGUAGUCCGCUCAGAUGGAACGGUUAUGAAUCGAUAUCUGUGCAGAGGAGAUGACUCAAUCGAGACGUUUUUCGAGCAGUUGACUAGCGAGGAUGGGAGAAUCACCGAGGAUCUCAAAAGAAAGCAGUCGUUGACUAUGACGGACGAUGAGCGGCAACGGUUUGCUAGCGCUUCUGAGUGCUGGAUCUGCAACAAGCCACUCAACGCCGAUCGAGUGAGAGAUCACGAUCACAUCAGCGGAGAGUUCCGCGGUGCUGCACACGACGCAUGCAAUCUUCUUCUACGCAUCACACCAGAGACGCAUCCAAUUCCCGUGGUGUUCCACAACCUUAAAGGUUAUGAUGCACACAUGCUAGUUUCACGGAUCGGUGUCACAACGAGUGAAACGAGCAGUUUCACGCAACCCAGUGGAAGAAGCGGACUCAAGAAGGCGGGUGAGAUAAAGGUGAUUCCGAACAACAUGGAGCGCUACGUGUCGUUUUGCUGGGGGAGAUUUCGCUUCGUGGACAGCCUUGCCUUUUUGAACGCAUCACUGGACAAGUUGGUGAACAAUGCACCUGGAGAGUCGUUCAAACAUCUGAGUACAAAAUAUUUACACAUAAAUGUCGACAUAAUAAUUAUGAAAUGCUUACUGUGCAAUUAGUUGUCUUUGUAGCUAUAUUAAAACUGCUGUCUUCGAAAUGCUUGUUUUCCUUUCUACAUUCAAUUUUAUUAUUGGCUCCACAUCCAAGUAUCCUUUUUCCCUUCCCUGGAAACAUACAUACCAAUAUACAUACGCACACACAGACACGCAGAGACCCACACCCACACACAUUUUGAGGACUCAUCGCCAAAGGCGAAGGGCGAGAGGCUUAUCGGGCCUCACAUGAA